UUUUUUCACAUCCAGAUCAAGUACACUUUCUAAGUAUCUUAUUCCAUAUUGCUGAGGAUAAUCUGUUAGAUCCCUGAUCAAUCGUACUGGAAUCAAACCGGUCUAUUAACUCCAAACCGGCUUUUAAAAAGUGUAACUAAGUUGGAAAUUUACGAAAUUGCCCCUGUCUGUUAAUAAAACUACAGUGGCAGCGUUCAGACAUUUCUCUCUUCUCAGAUUAGAACUUUCGCCAUCUUCGAUCCUCUCCCUUCAUCGGUGUUUCAUCCAUCUCUAGAGUCGGUUCGAAGGACCUCUAUCUCUCUGCAAAAGAGGACAUUGUAACGAUUUUCCGACAAGAUGCACGCGUUUCUCAAGGACAUAGUCCCCGCAGCGCAGAACAACAUAAACACGCGUUUCAUCAUCCUCGACAAAGCACGAUCAAUAUCAUCACCCCCGGCCGCGAGCGGGCAGAGCUGCAUCGCGUUAGCUGCGGACGAAACGGCGGCGGUUCACAUACAGCUGUGGGGAGACGAGUGCGACGCCUUCGAGGCGGGGGAUAUCGUGAAUCUCACAAACGGGAUAUUCUCUUACGUGCGGAACGGUGGGUUACUUCUCAGAGCUGGAAAACGCGGGAAGAUGGAGAAGGUGGGUGAGUUCGCGGUUGCGUUUGUCGAAACGCCAAACGUUAGCGAGAUCCAGUGGAGUCCUGAUCCGGAGUAUCCUAAACGUUAUAUUCAGAACGGCGUCGUCUCGGCUUAUUCCCGUAUUUUCCCUCCUUUGCCUUGAAUAAAAAAAGAUUUGUAUAAACACUUUAAACAAGACAUACGAAUGAUAAAUCAAAUAUUUGUACAUGUUUAAAGAUGAAUCAAUGGUUAUUUUACGAGUAA
Molecule: messenger RNA, 866 nt
Organism: Brassica rapa (field mustard)
Lineage: Eukaryota; Viridiplantae; Streptophyta; Magnoliopsida; Brassicales; Brassicaceae
Product: SOSS complex subunit B homolog
Biological process (GO): response to ionizing radiation; mitotic G2/M transition checkpoint; double-strand break repair via homologous recombination
Cellular component (GO): SOSS complex
Molecular function (GO): DNA binding
Source: RefSeq, a predicted model, not a curated record